This is a messenger RNA of Triplophysa dalaica, 4951 nucleotides long. RefSeq names its product GTPase IMAP family member 8. Bases 228 to 2408 code for a protein of 726 amino acids. The transcript is spliced from 4 exons. Gene Ontology annotation, molecular function: GTP binding. The record is from RefSeq and is a predicted model, not a curated record. Lineage: Eukaryota; Metazoa; Chordata; Actinopteri; Cypriniformes; Nemacheilidae.
GCUAGUUGAAAAGAGUCGUAAAUGUAUGGGGUUGUAAUCUUGUCAUUUUAGAAGCAUCAUCCUUUAGCUAAUUCUUGGUGCCUCGGAAACACAUUAAUACAUGAUGAAGACAAAAUUCAUUUUUAUUAACCUUUCUGUCUCAUUCAAAUUGAGCUGAAGCUUAUUCAAACCAAAUGUGCCAUUAAUUCUAAAUAUUUCAGGGAAGGGCUAAGUAGAAGAGAACAGCAAUGGCUGCAAGUUGUGAAUUUGAAGGCAUCUUCCCAUUGGCAGGAGUCCAGUCUGUCUCUGAUCUGAGGAUUGUGUUACUGGGAAACAGAACAGCAGGGAAAACUUCUUUGGCUAACCUGAUAAUAAGUCACGCAGAGUCUCAUCCGAGGAGAACAGCCCAGUGUGUUAAGAUGCAGGGAGAUUUUGCCGGAAGGCACAUCACUGUAGUUGAUACGCCGGGUUGGUGGAAGAACUUCAAUGUAAAAGACACUCCUGAAUUUCAAAAACAAGAGAUAGUGCUUAGCCUGGCUCAUUGUCCUCCCGGGCCUCAUGCUGUUUUGCUGGUCAUACGCGUGGACACUUUAUACAAAGAGAAACAUAGAGUAUCAGCAAAAGAACACCUGGAGCUUCUGAGUCCAAGGGUUUGGAAUCACACUAUAGUUGUGUUUACGUACAGGGACCAGAUACAGGAACAAACUCUUGGAAAGCAGAUUGGAAGUGAAGGGGAAUCUCUACUGCUUUGGCUCGUGGAGAGAUGUGGCCACAGAUAUCAUGUUGUUAAUGUAGACCGAGCCACCGGCACUCAGGUUACGGGGCUGUUGGAGAAAAUAGAUGCAAUGGUUGUGGGGAACGGUGGCUGCCAUUUUGAAUUGGACAGGAAGUGGUUACAUGAGGUUGAAGGAAUGAUGACGAAGAGAUACAUGAGAGCAAACCAGAGGAGGAAGAUGAUACAGGAACAACGGGAAGCUCCACUUACGUAUCUGGGUCACAAACAGUCCCACAUUUCCAAUAUGAGAAUGGUAAUAUUAGGUUUUCGAAGAGCUGGAAAAAGUUCAGCAGGAAACACCAUUCUAAGCAUGGCGAAGUUCGCCUCGAAGACAACCACCCAGUGUGUGAGGAGAGAUGGAGAGGUUGCAGGAACACGCGUGACUCUAGUGGACACACCAGGCUGGUGGAAGUCUCUCCCACUAUCUGACACAGCUCAACUGGUUAAAGACGAGAUAUUACUCAGCAUGUCCCUCUGUCCUCAAGGACCCCACGCUUUUCUACUGACCCUUCGUGUCGAUGUGUCAUUCACAGCAGAAGAGCGGAGAUCUGUGGAGGAACAUCUCAAACUUCUCGGUGAGGGAGUCUGGGGUCAUACUAUAGUGCUGUUCACUCAUGGAGAUUGUCUAGGGGAUUUAACGGUUGAAGAGUUCAUAGAGAGCGAAGGGGAAGCUUUACAGUGGCUGAUUGAGAAAUGUCAGAACAGGUAUCAUGUCCUUAACAAUGAGAAUUGGGAUGAUGACGCUCAGGUCACACGGCUGCUGGUAAAGAUAGAGAAGAUGGUGGCAGAAAAUAGAGGCCAUUAUUAUGAAAUUGACCGCAGGACUCUAAAGGAGGUAAAACAGAAACGGAAAGCAACAGAAAAGAAGGCAAAGGCAAGAGCGAAGCAACAAAAACCUGUGAGAAAGACAAAUGGAAUACAAGGCACUGGAGAUCGUUUUUCUGAGUUUUGUCUUGUGCUGCUCGGUUACGGAGAGGCUGGGAAAACUUCAGCGGGAAAUACCGUGCUUGGCAAACAGGCGUUCGGAACAGGAAGAACAUCCCGGUGUGUUCUAAAGCGUGUAGAGAUGGCCAGGGGGACGUUGAGCAUCGUUGACACUCCUGGCUGGUGGAAACAUCUGCCCAUAGAGGACACACCUGAACUGCAUAAAGAAGAACUUGUGCGAAGUCUGUCACUUUCUGCGCCAGGACCAGUUGCUUUUAUUCUUGUCCUCCGUGUAGACUGUUCCUUCCAAGAGCGAGAGCGGAAGGUAAUGGAAGACCAUCUGAAGCUGUUGGGUUCCCCAGUCUGGGAUCAAAGUAUGAUUCUGUUCACUUUUGGGGACCUCCUUGGAGCGCGAGACAUUGAGCAGCACAUUGAAUGUGAGGGAGAAGCCCUGCAGUGGCUUGUUGACAGAUGUGGCAACAGGUAUCAUGUGUUUAAUAAUAAGGUUAAAGGUGAGAGUCACCAGGUCAGAGAGCUGCUGGAAAAGAUAGAGGAGAUGAUUGCAGUGAGUGGAGGGAGUGAUGAGAUGGACAUGCAGGUGUUGCAAGAGGUGACAGAGAGGAGGAAGGUGGAGGAAGAGAGAUCACUAACAAGAUUGAAGAUAAAGAAACACGUAGAGGAAGAUGGAUCCAAUUUAUUCCAAAGUGAUGAAGAUGAUGUAUUUAUCUGAACAUCAAUAUGGUAGAGAUGAGGUGUGCAUAAAGAGCUAGUAUGGUUGUAGAUUUAUUUAAAGAAUGAAACAUUACUGGUAGUGUUUUUGCAAUAGGGUAAAACAUUUUCAAGCGUGCAAUAUGCCAGGGGUCUUCACCGGGGUCCGCCAGUUUAUUUGAUCUUGAGCUCAUUUUCGUGAAAGAAUAAAAGUAUGUAUCAAACACAAAUAAAAAAAGAACAUUAGCUACAACCAUAAACGCAUUAAAGCUUGAGGUAUGAUUCAUUUUGCCUCCCACAGCACACAUAAAACAAAUGUGUAUACGUAUGACUUUAUUUAAAAGUAAAAUGAAUACACAUAAAAAUAUGUACAUUUAAAUGUAUAAAUAUAUGACGCUAUAUAAACAUACACUGUUAAAAUGAUGCUCAGUAAGUCAAGAUAGAACUAUAAUAUACUUUAAUGUAAUAUUAAUUUAAUAUAAUAUAAUUUAGAUGAAAGUUCCUUGUAAGGCCAAUUUAACUUGAAAAAAUAUAUAUUUGUAUAAAAAUGAAACCACAUAAAGUACAUAUCCUACAUGUAAAAUUAAAAUGUAUAUUUUAAGAUAUUUUAUUCAUAAUAUAUGAAAUAAAUGUACAUUACUGGCACAACAUAAGUAUUUAAAUACAUUAAUAAACUACCACACAAAUAUUAUUAUGCCAGGCUUUAAAUAAUACUUUGUUGUACAGAAUAACAUGCAUCACAGUUCUGCUCCAUCUCUUUAAAGCUGGCCUGAAAGAUCUCUGUAAGGUGCUGUAUACAGUAUGUGAUAUAUGUAGGGCUCUAGCUCUGUCUUAAUGUGGAAAUGGAUUCAUCUGGAAAGCUUUUCCCAUAUUCUUUCUUUCAUAACACAUGGACUCACUAGCAUCAAGAAUAUUAACAUUCGCACAAAACAUUGCUGUGGGCACAAGCUGAAGACAAAUGCAAAUGAGACGCCACAACAAUUUUUUCAGGGUAACAUAAACAAACAAAUGAUAAAUAACAAACCAAGGGGAAGGAACAGUGUCACAAUGUCAUUAGAUGAGGCAGCAUCAUUCCUGAAUUUAAAGACUGAAUGUGUUUAGUAAGUUAUGAAAACAGCACACCAUACAGCCAAAGGGCUGAGAUUAAUAUUCCUGUUCAUCAUUUACUGUUAGGAAAAUGUUCACUUCUCUUUAUUCAUACAGUCAAGAUGUUUUCAUCCUCCUUUAUCAUCUGAAUGAACUACACAGGUUAGCUGCAGGUACUCCGAUUGAAUUUACACUAACUGAUCACAUAUUUAAAGUCGAUAUAAACCAUGACUGUAUAUUGGAUUGGAAAUCUAGAGAAACUCACGCCAAACAGAUCCGGGUGUGCUUCAAAAAUUCUAGUGUGGAAGUGAUUUGGGUGAAUGGAGCAGCUCAGUUUUAAUAGCAGUUUUUUGGCCAACCUGAUAAAAAGAUAUUUCACUUUCCCAUCUUGUCCUUCAUCAUAAAUUUGACAUAACAUUUUCUUAUGAACAGUAGCAACGUACAUUCAAAACACAUUUAAGGUAUAUGUGUAUUAUUUAUGAUGUAGAACAACGUUGAACAGCUUUAUAAUCACUGUUAACCGCAAACCUUAAUUUAUUUAUAAACUCAAAACUGCUAUCCUUAAAGCUCUGACUUCAGUAGGAAACCCUGCAAAACGAAAGGAAAUGUUGACGAUAUUACACGUGAUGUUAAAGAGUAGCAGGGGAAAUGUGGAGAAUGUGAAAAAUGGAUCAAAUGAAAAGGGCAAAGCUGAGAAAUGUCAUGAAGACGGUGAGCUCUGAAGAGGUUACAGCAUGAGACAGAAUAUAGGGAAGGCAGAUGACAGAGUGUCUUGCAAGUUGGCCCUUUAAACUGUACCCGCCCUUAAAACUGUACCCACCCUCCCUCUCACACACAGCAUUUGAAUAAUUCAUGUUCACUACUUUACUCUAGCCAAUGAAGACUAUAAUUAAUUGAGGCUUGCUAUACAGAGGUAUAGAAUUAGGGAGGGAUUGUUUUAAAACUGGACAGCUGUGAGGGGGCAGGACAUGUUUAAUACUAUAAUCAUGUAAAGCAGAACUUAGUGCUCACGAAAUCAAUGUGACAUGAGAGCAACUUCAGGACAUCAAGUGUCUGUUUGUGGGGGAUAUGUGGUUUAUGAGAACAUAGAUGGAAAAGUUUCUAUGUCUUUAUGAAAAACAAAGUUUCUGGAAAGGUUAGGUACAGUAUGUGUUUGUUGGGUGGAUGCUGUGAUGGGGUGAUGCGAUUUCCUGAAGCUCGGUGGUUAGAGCAUUGUGUUAACAAAGCAAGGUCGUGUGUUCGAUCCCAGGGGACUGCACCUGCUUAGAAACAUAAUGUAUAGGAUAAUGCAAUGUAAGUCGCUUUGGAUAAAAGCGCAUGCCAAAUGCAUAAAUGUAUAUGGGUACAUUAUGGCUCUUUCUCUUUUAGAGUAAAAGCUAAACACUGAAUAGCACAAUGUUGAUGUCCUUGUCUUUACAUUUUUGUCUUAUCUUUUUUAAGUGUAUAUUGUGUUAUGGAAUCUGUGUUAUAAUAGGGGUC